This is a messenger RNA of Alternaria arborescens, 5085 nucleotides long. Its product is annotated as Proteasome component. NCBI's taxonomy places the organism in Eukaryota, Fungi, Ascomycota, Dothideomycetes, Pleosporales, Pleosporaceae. The transcript is spliced from 5 exons. Gene Ontology annotation, molecular function: molecular adaptor activity. Gene Ontology annotation, biological process: proteasome assembly. Gene Ontology annotation, cellular component: nucleus; cytoplasm. The coding region runs from base 1 to 5085 and encodes 1694 amino acids. The record is from RefSeq and is a predicted model, not a curated record.
AUGGCGUCGGAACAAACACCAGAAGCCAGAGAGCUUGCUCUAGUCGGCAAGGUGGAGAUGCGCAUUGCUCUCGCUAGCUCGGACAAGAAGCUUGAAGACUUGCUCAAAACCUAUCUCUCUCCACUACUACUCAAACUCGGGUCUGAUAGCGUUGCUGUACGAAAUAAGGUCAUCUCCAUAUGCCAACACAUCAACACCCGCAUCAAGUCACAAGACAUCAAGCUCCCUGUGAGCGCUCUGCUGAAGCAAUACAAAGAGAAUCCUGACGUCUCUCUUAUACGGCAUUUUGACAUUCUCUACAUCCAGCAGGGUAUAUCCCGGCUUACCGUUGGCGAACGACUAGAGCUUCUUCCCAUUCUGCUACAGGGCAUCGCAAAAGACUAUGAGAAGUCUGAGCAGCAUGCUUCUCAGCUAUUCCAUCUCAUCCUCCGUCUUUUGGUCCACUUCAAGCUUCCCCUUCGCGGCAGCAAAGAAGAUGAUGAGCUGAGAACCACUUUAGGUCUCUCCGAUGAUGAUGCGGCUUUCCUUUCGAAGUGGUUUGGAAAACUGCUCAUGCUGAGCAUUGUACGAGAGAGUAACCCCCAAGCCCAAGCUUCGCUACGGUGUCCGGGCUUGUCUCCAGAUGACUACAAGUUUCUGACGCUUCAGGGCAAGCCAGACGCUUGGGAUCCCACCGCAGAUGCAGGAUUGAACUUGGCCGAAUCGAAGGCCCUAGUCACACGCUUCAUGGCAAGUGGACUGUUCAAGGAGGAUGAGAAAUUUCUACCCGCAUUGUUCGCGUCCGCUGAUACCAAUUCUCGGAUAUCAGAAGUUGGUGAAGAUACACUGAAACGUGUGAUGUUAUCCAAGGACCUCGAACAACCGCAAAUUGUGGAAGUUCUGUUCGAACUCUACUUUGGCUCAGACUCUGCUAGCGGCUCGCUGCCUGUAAAGACACCACUACAGAUUCGGAUACUAAACGUUCUGUCAAAGUCUGUCAGAUGCACUACAUAUCCACAGCAGAUAGCUAGGCUCGUCGAAGAAGGCCUUCUCUCGCCAGAACUAAAUGCGACAAAUAAGACAGCGGGGAGAGAAGCCUCCAAGCAUCGCUCAGCUAUCUUCUCUCUUGUCAACUUCGUCGCUCGUCGUGGCAAAUCAUCCGAUCUUUCCCAGGUUGCUGAAAGUCUCGUGGGAAAUCUGAGAGCUUUCAUACAAGACCAAGGCUGGCCCACUCCGGAUCGCGAUCAGGACAUGGAGCUGCGAGGCUAUGGAUACGAGACUAUUGGGCUCUUGGCCAAAGCUGCCCCCGAGAAGAUCUUGCUUGAACCGUCACUAGACUUGCUAGAGUUCUUAUUUCGGUCUCUUCGCGAAGACUCAGCAGGCAAAGAUGUAGCCGUCAGUAUAGAGGAGGCUCUCUCUUCCGUACUAGGCGCUUUCUCGAAGCCUUUUGACCCUUCUGUCAUGCCCAGGUUUCGACAGAUACUGCUCAGGUAUGCAUCUGUAGAUCAACACAGUACGCCAGCUUCGAGUAAAUUUACAAGGAGCACUCGUUAUGUUGCGACACGAUUUGCCAAUCGUUGUCUUCCUUACGAGGAUGUGCUAGCACGGUGGAUAGAUAUUCUUGCAGUCAGUGGAGGCGCUUCUGAAAGGCAUGAGGUCAUCGAGGAAGGACGUCGUGGUCUCGAUCCGUACUGGUUCAAGAUGUCCAACACCCCCCCUGGUGAACGCGAACAGAGUACACUGAAAUUUCCGGACUUUGACAAGCUGGUCAACUUCAUCAUCGUACAGCAAGGGCAGGAUGAGGACGCCAUGGACAUUGACGAGUCGGAGGACGCUCUUGUUCAGAUUCAACACUUCUACCAGCAUCAUCCAGAGGCUCUACCAGUCGUCAUCAGCUUCUGUUCCAGCGUCGCUAUGCAGUCUGCCUUACUCGACAAAGACAUAGCUGACGAGAUUCCCGAAGAUUGGGAAAGGAAACUUGAUGCCCAGAUGACUACGGAUAUGCGCGCCCGGCAAGCAUUUCGUGCAUACGCGGCAGACAAGACCCAUGCUCGAUCGCUUGCAGUGAUACUGCGAGCCAGUUUCGACAAGAUUACCCAAGACGACAUUAGUGACACUGGCGAUGUUGGUACUUCCUUCGUGCGAAUGUUGUCUUUGCUGCCCCAAAGUCAUUGGGUCCAAGCGAACAUCGUCCGAGACUUCCGCGCUUUACAACCAUCCAUCACAGCCAACAACGCUGGACGACGACUUACAGCUGCCCACGCGUAUGGCCUGCUAGCAUCUCACGAAAGCAUCAAUCAAGACGCCCUUCAGACCGCCCAAGUAGCAUUCUUCGACAAGCUUAGCACUUGGAAGUCAGCAGUCGGCGCUGAUAUCAAUCAGAUCAGCGGCAUAAUUCUUGCCCUCGGCUACUACUACAGCAGGGCAUUCUGGAGAAGCCAUGCAGCAUCCACAGCAAUCACAGAUGAUCAUCCGAUCCAGCAACUGUUGCAGUCAGUGGUCGAGAUUAUGAAGGAAUCUCGGGACGCGACACUGAAAGGUGCAGCCUUCUCUUGUAUCGAUCAGCUCAGUCUGUUCUAUGUCAUUACCCCCUCAUUACUUUCCAAGUAUGCAAAGGUUGAAGAUAUUGCUCAGCACAUCUACGAUUCUGCUAAGACAGGCACGAUCAGUGCCAUCUUGGCUUUGGGCCAUCUUUCUAUGAUCACAGAGGAAGCUGCAGCCGGAGCUGAGGAAACAGUAGAGUACAAGGCCAUCGCCGACAAACUCUAUGAGUUGCAUGAGGUUCGUCAGCCAGAAGUACACUUUUCCGUUGGUGAAGCAUUAAGCUGCUUCGCCAGUGGUUGGGAUUCGAAGGCUCUGACUUCCGAGCUCGACAUACUACAUCCCAGCCAACCACAAAAUCCAUGGGAUGCGCCUCUACAGACACCAGCUGGGCCCAAGCGUGAGAAGACACUUGGUGCGGUUCUAGAGAAGACACUGAAGGGCUGUGUUCAAACUAAACCCUCGUUGAAGAAAGCUUCUGUGAUAUGGCUGCUUUGUCUGCUACAGUACUGUGGUCACAAGCCUGAAAUGCAAGGCUAUCUUGGACAAUGUCAGGUAGCAUUCAAGAACUGUCUCUCUGAUCGCGACGAGGUCGUUCAGGAAGCAGCUUCGAGAGGAUUGGGCUUGGUGUACGAAAAGGGCGACCGUCAACUCAAAGAUGAUCUUGUGCGCGAUCUCGUCGGCUCGUUCUCGGACAACAAGUCCAAAAUGGCUGGUACUGUCACGGACGAUACGCAACUUUUCGAGCCUGGUGCGCUGCCAACUGGAGAUGGAUCAAUCACAACAUACAAGGAUAUUCUGAAUCUGGCAGCCGAGGUCGGAGACUCAAGUUUAGUGUAUCGCUUUAUGUCAAUGGCAUCCAAUAACUCUAUCUGGUCAAGUCGAGCCGCAUUUGGUCGCUUCGGCUUAAGCAACAUCUUCUCCGAUUCUAGUGUCGACGGAUAUCUGGCUCAGAACCCUAAGCUUUAUCCAAAGGUCUAUCGGUAUCGAUUUGACCCAAACACGAACGUACAACGCUCGAUGAACGAUAUCUGGAAUGCGCUCGUCAAGGACUCUUCGGCCACUAUCGACAAGCACUUCGAUGCGAUAAUGGAUGAUCUGCUAGUGAGCAUACUCACGAAAGAGUGGCGCGUUCGACAGGCUUCUUGCGCGGCUAUCGCGGAUCUUGUGCAGGGAAGAAGCAUCGAAAAGUAUGAAAAGUAUCUCGACGCAAUCUGGGGCAAAACCUUCAAGGUUCUCGAUGACAUCAAAGAGACCGUACGUGUUGCGGCAGCAUCUCUUGCCCGCGUCCUCACUGGCAUCCUGACACGUUCUCUGGAAGCCGGUGAUGGUUCAAACAAAUCUGCAACUAUCCAGCUUGAACGCGUUAUACCGUUCCUGUUUUCAACUUCUGGAUUAGAAUCUUCGGCUGAAGAAGUACGCCUUUUCUCGGUGCACACGUUGCUCCAAAUCGUCAAGAAGAGUAACGCCAAAACGCUCAACCCACAUGUGCCAAAGCUUGUUGAGAGUUUGCUUGGAUUGCUCAGUAGUUUAGAGCCCGAAGCCGUCAACUACGUACACCUCAACGCUAGCAAGUACAACCUCACAGAGCAAAAGAUCGACGACAUGCGACUUGCAAGCGUGCGGUCGUCGCCAUUGACCGAAUCUGUAGAGCGCUGCUUAGAUCUGGCAGACGCAGAUACUAUGGCCGCUCUUGUGCCGCGUAUUGAGGCUGCGAUGAAGAACGCAGUCGGUCUACCGUCAAAAGUGGGAUGUUCGAGGAUUCUGGUCACGCUCGCUACACGACACCGUUUCCUGUUCAACCCGUACGCUGACAGCUUCCUCAAGUUGGUCCAGAAGCAAAUUCACGACCGCAAUGAGACUGUUAGCUCUUCGUAUGCGGCUGCGGCUGGCUAUCUUGCCCGACUCGCUUCAGAUAAGCAGAUCAUUUCCACUGUCGCCUUUGUGAACAAGUUGUACUUCGAAUCCGAAGAGAACAGCGACAGGAACCGCCUGCUAGCCGCAGACAUUAUGCGCGCUAUCUCCUUAUAUGCUACGGACCGCUUCACCUCUUUUGCAUCGGAACUACUACCAUUCAUCUUCCUGGCUAAGCACGACUCGGAAGAGAACGUCCGAAAGAGCUUCACAGAGACCUGGGAUGAUCAUGUUGCAGGUUCACGCACGGUCUCUCUCUACUUGAAAGAGAUACUUGCUCUGUCUGAGAAUCAUCUGGAAAGCAGACAAUGGGCCAUCAAACAUACUGCUGCGAAGACUGUCGCAGACUGUGUCUUACAGAUCACUAAUGCUGUGGGUAGCGAAAAGAUCGAGCCAAUCACUGCGAAAACUAUCUGGCCAGUACUAGACAAGGCUCUUAGUGGAAAGAGCUGGGAAGGAAAAGAAGUUGUGUUAGAAGCUUUCGUGCGGUUUGUGGAGCGCUCGGAAGCGUAUUGGCAAGCCGGGGAAAAUACGGAUGUGGCUAAACAGUUGGAAAAGGUUGCAACAAGGGAGAGCAAGAGGCAAGAAGGUAAGAACGAGAAGGUCGUUGCCGGGGUAUUAGCGAAGCUGAGAGAGCAUUUGAGCAUGUAG